CUGCAUCCCAAACCAUUCUAAUGCCUCCUGCGCCCUCUCAAAGUCCACCUGAAACGAAGAAACAGAACACCGCAAGCAUCGAUCGUUCGUAUCCAAAGCUCCAUGAUUUUGUAGCUCUGCAAAAUUAUGAAGAAUUUGCACUGUAUAGAAAGUUCACUGCCUGAUGAUAUCGCCUUGAAAAUCGCUUCAUUUCUUCAGGUGCCGGAACUAUGUGCGUUGGGUAGUUGCUCUCGAUUUUGGAGCGAGAUAUGUGGAUCGGAUUUCAUAUGGGAGUCACUGAGCGAUCGCGCUGGCCCUUCUUGUCUGAAGCAUCGUCUUCGGUUCGAGAAGCCAAAACCCUAGGUUGGAGAGGGUUUUAUGUGGACAAGCAUAAGGAGAUGGCUGCCAGAGCUGGCGCGAUCAUUAAGUUUGUUGAAGGAUGUUGUUCUCCAUGUGAGUCCCUUGAGGUUGGGGAUUUUCUAAAGGCAAUUGAAGACUUGUGGGAAAUGCAGUUUGGGUUCAGAGAUGUUGAAGUUUUACUCUUUAAGCCCGGACUGAGUGUGUUGCUUAACUUGCUUGGGUUGCAUUACUGCAUCAACUGCCUCAAUGUGCCCGUUGAGUAUGUCAUGGAAGCUCUCCUAGAAUGCAAGAUUUCAGAGAGGCAAGUGCGAGUUCAAUGGUGGAAGCUUGGCAGGUGGUUUUAUGGUUUCCGUUUGCGGGAUGAGUCUCAUUCUCGCUGCAUCUCCCUUGCUGAUCUUGCAUUAGCCAAAGAAGAUAAGAUUCUUCGGGUGCUUCACCGUGGCGCCAUUCACGAGGUGUUACGCAUUCAGAUAUCUGCUGUUAAUACCUUAAAUCCUCCUUGGCCUUGUCAAAUCAGUCCGAGGUAAGGUUAAGGAACGCGACAAUGAUGAUGCAUUCCUGUUUACUGAUCUUGUAUUUAGCAUGGUAAUUACUAGUGUGUGUACUUUAAUACAUUCAUACAUGUUUAUGGAGUUUCAGAUGUAUAUAUAUGAACACAAUCAAAGAAAUUAGUGUUUAUAUACA
Molecule: messenger RNA, 1023 nt
Organism: Tripterygium wilfordii
Lineage: Eukaryota; Viridiplantae; Streptophyta; Magnoliopsida; Celastrales; Celastraceae
Exons: 4
Coding region: 249-866 (205 amino acids)
Biological process (GO): SCF-dependent proteasomal ubiquitin-dependent protein catabolic process; protein polyubiquitination
Cellular component (GO): SCF ubiquitin ligase complex
Source: RefSeq, a predicted model, not a curated record